AUGGGUAUAAACAGGGCAAACAGAGCACCAGAGUCAGGUAUAAACAGGGAACCAGAGUCGGGUAUAAACAGGGAACCAGAGUCGGGUAUAAACAGGGAACCAGAGUCGGGUAUAAACAAGGAACCAGAGUCGGGUAUAAACAGGGCACCAGAGACGGGUAUAAACAGGGCAAACAGAGCACCAGAGUCAGGUAUAAACAGGGAACCAGAGUCGGGUAUAAACAGGGAACCAGAGUCGGGUAUAAACAGGGAACCAGAGUCAGGUAUAAACAGGGAACCAGAGUCGGGUAUAAACAAGGCACCAGAGUCGGGUAUAAACAAGGAACCAGAGUCGGGUAUAAACAGGGAACCAGAGUCGGGUAUAAACAGGGAACCAGAGUCGGGUAUAAACAGGGAACCAGAGUCAGGUAUAAACAGGGAACCAGUCCUAUUUUCUUAGAAUAGACUAACCAGGGAACUAUUAGUUGUCCUGUGAUGACAUGCCAACAUGAACACCAUAGUAGACCCUUGUCUGUGUCUCAUCAGAACAGAGGAAGCUCCUCUCUGUGUGUGUGUGUGUGUGUGUGUGUGUGUGUGUGUGUGUGCGUUAAACAAAGAGCUGAUUACCGGUUGGUCCAACUAAGAAAGCUCAGUCAGAGACCAAGGAAACACUUCUGCUUCAGACUCAGACAUUGUUUGGGUUGGACAGCAGUCUCUCUGCGUGUCUCAUCACAAAGAGACAAAGGAAAGACGUUUAUAGCAGGAUGUCGAUUCAAAGUUGUUAACAAUAAGCUCAGUAGACCAGUAGACCAGUAGAUCAGUAGACCAGUAGAUCAGUAGAUCAGUAGAUCAGUAGAUCAGUAGAUCAGUAGCUCAGUAGAUCAGUAGACCAGUAGCUCAGUAGACCAGUAGACCAGUAGAUCAGUAGAUCAGUAGACCAGUAGCUCAGUAGACCAGUAGAUCAGUAGACCAGUAGACCAGUAGAUCAGUAGACCAGUAGACCAGUAGAUCAGUAGACCAGUAGCUCAGUAGACCAGUAGACGAGUAGCUCAGUAGAUCAGUAGACCAGUAGAUCAGUAGACCAGUAGAUCAGUAGACCAGUAGAUCAGUAGACCAGUAGAUCAGUAGACCAGUAGACGAGUAGCUCAGUAGAUCAGUAGACCAGUAGACCAGUAGACCAGUAGAUCAGUAGACCAGUAGAUCAGUAGACCAGUAGACCAGUAGCUCAGUAGACCAGUAGAUCAGUAGAUCAGUAGACCAGUAGCUCAGUAGAUCAGUAGAUCAGUAGACCAGUAGCUCAGUAGACCAGUAGAUCAGUAGACCAGUAGACCAGUAGACCAGUAGACCAGUAGAUCAGUAGACCAGUAGACCAGUAGACCAGUAGACCAGUAGACCAGUAGAACAGUAGACCAGUAGACCAGUAGACCAGUAGAUCAGUAGACCAGUAGAUCAGUAGUGUGUAUCAUUGUCUUACAGCUGUGUAGUAAAGUAGAUCAGGACUGUGUCCAGAUCACAGUAUGCUGUAACUCAUCGUGGCUUUCUGUAUUCCAGGUCCUAACCAAUUUGGUUUUGGAGGAGCUUCUACCCUCUCUACAGACAGAACUUCUGACCAGACUAAAGGGAAAGAAAGCAGAGAGGAAGAGGGUUUGGUUCUCUGUGAGUCACUGAACAUCUCAGAACUGUCCUUUAUUCAGAAAGUCCUUCAGUAAUGCUAUAGUGAACUGGUUCUUCAGCUCUGAGUUCUGUAGUCCUGUAGUGAUCUCUGCUCUAUUCCCCCCCCCCCCCCGAUGUUCAGACAUUGGAGGCAGCCUAUAAGCUGGUCCUGGAUCAGCUAACAGAGGGUCUAUAUAAUGCUGUACUCAGCUGUGUUCUGUUGUCCCCCCCAGACGUUGGACGCCGCGUACCAUCUGGUCCUGGAUCAGCUGAGGGAUGGUCUGAAGGUUCUGAAGGAGGAGUGUAAAGAGACAGCCAGGUCUCAGGAAGCUCUGGUUCGCUCUGAUAUGGACCAGAUAGCCAGUUCUAGAGCCUUCCUACAGGCCAAGCUACAAGGUGCAGUACGAUGAUGGGGAUCUACAGAUGGAGUAGCCUGGGUCAAGAAUGGGUCAAGCAUGGGUCAAUAAUGAAUUGUGGUGUAAAGGAGAGAGUAACAAAGAUUUAACACGUUAGGAUCCAAGAUAGGAUAUUGUGGGAACUGAAUGAAUGAAAAAGCAACAGUUAUUGGGACAGUAGUUGUGAGGAGCCGACAUGUUGUUACUAUAUCUAAACUUGUAAAACCAUUCCCAUAACAUUCACAUCCGUUGUUCCGUGUCUCCGUCCCCAUAGCCUCUGUCAGUGACCCGGCAGUAAAGUUCUGCAGUGAGAACGUGUCUCCGUACCUGGCGUCCAUCUUGGAAGAGCUGAUGUCUCCGGUGACGGGGGGCUUCCAGGGGGUCCGGCUUCUCCUGGAGGGGGAAAUGAACGCUCUCUGUCUGGGCUUCCCCGAGGGAGGGGGGCAAGAGGGGUUCAACCAGGUAAGAGGGUGUUGGUGGAUCAAAAGGUUGGUCUAGUUUCUUUGCGUAAGCGUGAACAGCGUAACAGUGAACAGCGUAACCGUGAACAGCGUAACCGUGAACAGCGUAACCGUGAACAGCGUAACCGUGAACAACGUAACCGUGAACAGCGUAAGCGUGAACAGCGUAACCGUGAACAACGUAACCGUGAACAGCGUAACCGUGAACAACAUAAGCGCGAACAGCGUAACCGUGAACAGCGUAACCGUGAACAGCGUAACCGUGAACAGCGUAACCGUGAACAGCGUAACCGUGAACAACAUAAGCGCGAACAGCGUAACCGUGAACAGCGUAACCGUGAACAGCGUAAGCGUGAACAGCGUAACCGUGAACAGCGUAACCGUGAACAGCGUAAGUGUGAACAGCGUAACCGUGAACAGCGUAACCGUGAACAACGUAACCGUGAACAGCGUAAGCGUGAACAGCGUAACCGUGAACAGCGUAAGCGUGAACAACGUAACCGUGAACAACGUAACCGUGAACAGCGUAACCGUGAACAGCGUAACCGUGAACAGCGUAACCGUGAACAACGUAACCGUGAACAGCGUAAGCGUGAACAGCGUAACCGUGAACAACAUAACCGUGAACAACGUAAGCGUGAACAACGUAACCGUGAACAGCGUAACCGUGAACAGCGUAACAGUGAACAGCGUAAGCAGCGUAACCGUGAACAGCGUAACCGUGAACAGCGUAAGCGUGAACAGCGUAACCGUGAACAACGUAACCGUGAACAGCGUAACCGUGAACACGUAACUGUAAGGUACGUGAAAGCUAACCGCACGUUACGGAGGACACGUAAACUAACAGCGUAAGCUGAACAGCGAAACGUAUACAGCGUAACGUGAACACGAAACCGUAAACACGCUACAUAGCAUGGUGACUAAUCAGCGUCAACUGAACAGCGUACACGUCGAACAACGCCUAAUCUAACCAGCCCUACGGAACCUAACCUGAAGCACACUACCUAUACACCAUAACCUACACUACGAGCGUACUCAGCUACAGCAUAACCUAACAAACCCUACCGAACAGCCAGUAACUACUACUAACCACCCCUCAGCCACUUAAGCCCAUCCAACCUAUCACCAUUACCCACACCUCAGCCACUCUCAGCCAUCCCACCUAUACCAUACACCACCCUCAGCCACUCUCAAGCCAGUCCCACCUAUCACAUACACCACCCUCACCACUCUAAGCCCAUCCCACCUAUACCAUACAACCACCCUAAGCCACUCUCAGCCCAUCCACCUAUCACCUACACCACCCCUCAGCCACUCUCAGCCCAUCCCACCUAUACCAUACACCACCUCAGCCACUCCAGCCCAUCCCAACGAGUACACAUACACAACCUCAAGCACUCUCAACACAUCCACCAAACAACCAUAACCCACCCCUCAGCACCUCUCAGCCCAUCCACCUAUCACAUACACCACCCUCAGCCACUCUCAGCCCAUCCACCUAUCACCAUACACCACCCUCAGCCACUCUCAGCCCAUCCCACCUAUCACCAUACACCACCCUCAGCCACUCUCAGCCCAUCCCACCUAUCACCAUACACCACCCUCCAGCCACUCUCAGCCCAUCCACCUAUCACCAUACACCACCCUCAGCACUUCAGCCCAUCCACCUAUCACCAUACACCACCCCUCAGCCCUUCACCACCUAUCACCAUACACCACCCCAGUCCAGCCAUCACACUAUCACCAUACCACCACCCUCAGCCCUUCACCCAUCCCACCUAUCACCAUACACCACCCCUCAGCCCUUACCCACCUAUCACCAUACACCACCCCUCAGCCACUCUCAAGCCCUCCCACCUAUCACCAUACACCACCCCUCAGCCACUCUCAGCCCAUCCCACCUAUCACCAUACACCACCCCUCAGCCACUCUCAGCCCAUCCCACCUAUCCCAUACACCACCCCUCAGCCACUCUCACCCCAUCCCACCUAUCACCAUCACCACCCCCAUCAAACCAUCACCGCUCACCCAUCCCACUAUCACCUUACACCCCCCCUAGCCACUCUCAGCCCAUCCCACCUUCACCAUACACCCCCAUCAGCCACUCUCAGCCCAUCCCACCUAUCACCAUACCACCACCCUCAGCCACUCUACAGCCCAUCCCACCUAUCACCAUACACCACCCUCACACUCUCAGCCAUCCCACCUAUCACCAUACACCACCACUCAGCCACUCUCAGCCCAUCCCACCUAUCACCAUACACCACCCCUCAGCCACUCUCAGCCCAUCCCACCUAUCACCAUACACCACCCCUCAGCCACUCUCAGCCCAUCCCACCUAUCACCAUACACCACCCUCAGCCACUCUCAGCCCAUCCCACCUAUCACCCAUACACCACCCCUCAGCCCUUCAUCCACCUAUCACCAACACCACCCCAGCCCUUCCCACCUAUCACCAUACACCACCCAUCAGCCCUUCCCACCAUCACCAUACACCACCCCUCAGCCUCUCAGCCCAUCCCACCUAUCACCAUACACCACCCCUCAGCCACUCUCAGCCCACCCCUAUCACCAUACACCACCCCUCAGCCCUCUCCCACCACUGUCACCAUACACCACCCCUCAGCCACUCUCAGCCCAUCCCACCUAUCACCAUACACCACCCCUCAGCCACUCUCAGCCCAUCCCACCAUCACCAUACACCACCCCUCAGCCACUCUCAGCCCAUCCACCCCUAUCACCAUACACCACCCCUCAGCCACUCUCAGCCCAUCCCACCUAUCACCAUACACCACCCCUCAGCCCUCUCAGCCCAUCCCACCUAUCACCAUACACCACCCUCAGCCACUCUCAGCCCAUCCACCUAUCACCACCUCAGCCCCACCCUAUCACUCCACCCUCAGCCCUCCCACCUAUCACCAUACACCACCCCUCAGCCCUCUCAGCCCAUCCCACCUAUCACCAUACACCACCCUCAGCCCUUCACCUAUCCCAUCCCACCUCACCUCACCUAUCCCCAUACCACCCCUCAGCCACUCUCAGCCAUCCACCUAUCACCAUACACCACCCCUCAGCCCUCUCAGCCAUCCCACCUAUCACCAUACACCACCCCUCAGCCACUCUCAGCCCAUCCCACCUAUCACCAUACACCACCCUCAGCCACCCUCAGCCCUUCCCACCUAUCACCAUACACCACCCUCAGCCACUCUCAGCCCUUCCCACCUAUCACCAUACACCCCUCACUCCUCUCAGCCCAUCCCACCUAUCACCAUACACCACCCCUCAGCCACUCUCAGCCCAUCCCACCUAUCACCAUACACCACCCCUCAGCCACUCUCAGCCCAUCCCACCUAUCACCAUACACCACCCCUCAGCCACUCUCAGCCCAUCCCACCUAUCACCAUACACCACCCCUCAGCCCCUCUCAGCCCAUCCCACCUAUCACCAUACACCACCCCCUCAGCCACUCUCCGCCCCCCUCAGCCUACCCCUCAGCCCUUCCACCUAUCACCAUAA
This is a messenger RNA of Coregonus sp. 'balchen', 6003 nucleotides long. The record is from the annotation of a GenBank genome assembly. Lineage: Eukaryota; Metazoa; Chordata; Actinopteri; Salmoniformes; Salmonidae.